ACUUCAAAACUGUAAUUUACUUAAAGUUUUGAGAAUAACAAGAACGGAUAUGAAUUGCCAAAGAGUAAAAUAUAUACUCAGAGGAUUACUAUCAAACAGUAUACAAUUGGACACUUUAGACUUUAGUCAUUGCAAAAUUGGGAAUGAGGGAGCAAGUUAUAUCGCCAAGUUUAUGUCCAAACAUGACAAAUUACGAAACCUUAUUUUGGCUGAUAAUGUUUUUGAUCCAUCAGGUAUUGAAGUGAUAUCCCAAGUCCUAAAUAAUGCAAGGUGUGGCAUAAGGACAUUGGAUUUAAGGCUGAAUAAUAAAUUAGGGUCUGAUGGUAUUGCUCAUAUCGCUGUAUCUUUGGCUAGAGGAUGUAAUCUUACCUCAUUAAACAUAUCAGGCUGUGGUAUAUCACCGAUUCCUAUACAAAAACCACCUGCUGGCGUCUGGUCAGCGAUGAAUGCAGCCAACCCUCCAACUUGUGGGGAUUUAUUGGCCCGUGCAAUAGGCUUGGUUAAAACACCAUUAAGAUCAUUUGACAUAAGCGUAAAUAACAUUGGAUCGCCUAGUGAUAUGACUUUAUCAAACGCCAUUUGUUUGAGCUAUUUAAUAGAUAUUAAUCUUAAAAGAUCUGGCAUGAGCCCCGUAGCAAUGUCUAUUGCUGAAUCAGCUUCCGCAGCUCAAAGAUUAAGGCGUGAAGCAGAAAAGGGUAUUCGAUUUAGGAGAAGCGCCGGUAGGGUUGUUCAAGCUAGACGAGUUGUUAAAGGAAUGAAUAUCGAUGCUGAUCCAGUACUACUCGCGCAGCAGCUUUCAGCACGGCCUUCAAUAGUAUCAGUUGCAUCUGAAGAUGGUUUUUAUUAUAACGUACAAACUGAACCACUGCCCAGAGAAUUCGGCUUUGUUCCUGCUAUAAAGGGUUCUCUCUCGCAUUCGCACACUUCAUCGAUAACUGGCCCUCCAACAUCGAGAAGAUCCAGCCAUCAUGUAUUGUUUGAAGCUGAUGAGAAACUGAUAAAUAAAUUUGAACGUAGAAAGUCUGACGGGUCAAUUUUACCACAACAAACUCCACUAAUAAAAAUAUUCAUUUCGCGUGUUAAAGAUAUUUGAAUAAAACAUUUC
Messenger RNA from Pieris brassicae (large cabbage white), 1105 nucleotides. RefSeq lists its product as uncharacterized. NCBI's taxonomy places the organism in Eukaryota, Metazoa, Arthropoda, Insecta, Lepidoptera, Pieridae. Gene Ontology annotation, cellular component: cytosol; nucleus; perinuclear region of cytoplasm. Gene Ontology annotation, molecular function: GTPase activator activity; small GTPase binding. The transcript is spliced from 8 exons. The record is from RefSeq and is a predicted model, not a curated record. Gene Ontology annotation, biological process: activation of GTPase activity; nucleocytoplasmic transport. The coding region runs from base 50 to 1093 and encodes 347 amino acids.